AUGAGGAUAAACCCAAUCGCAGCAGGAACACUUCCUGAAGAUCUCAUCAAUGCAAUCCGUAGUGGUACCGUAAUGCUUACAGAAACCAGCGAUAGUGUUGUUGUAUUUCAUGAUACAAAUGGAGGUGUAAAGUGGCACUGCAAGCUUGAGAUGGGAGGAAUUCGCACGUACCGACACCAGCAAAGUGGGGCUAGUGGAUCGGCAGAGAUUUCUCUAAUUGCUACCGUAACAAAAGAAGUGCAGGAUCCUCAGCAAGUACAACCGAAAGUACAGCCUGUGAGUGGAGAACCGAAUACAUUACAUCAAGAACCAAAAGAAGGCACAGAUCCACUACCAGUAACACCACAGAUGAAUGCCUCUGAUGUUAUUCAGAAGUAUCGAAACUUGGCGGUUAAAAUAGCCUUUUUCUUAGCACCAGGUCCACGGGAUCAUAGAGAGGUACUGAAGAGGUUUGCCUCAGAUAAUAGUGAGGCGUUGAAUGCCGUGCUUGGAGUUCUCACAGUGUUAAAUUCACGUGGCCAGCGAGAACUCGGGGCAGAUGGGUAUAAACUAGUUGAUAUUGAGAGUUAUAGCUCUAAGGCAGUUAAACAGAAGGUUGCAAAUCUGGCUCUUCCAAAGGUUGCAGGAGACAAGAGUCUCUUGGACCGCUUCGCCCUCUACGCAGACCGAGAUGUGAUGUUAGCUGUCUGUUCGAAGGGUAUUAUGGCAGGGCUUGGGAGUUCUAAACGAAAACGGGAGGAGGAGCAAAGUGAUGAUGAUGAUGAUGAUGGCGAACACGAUGAUGAUAACUUGGGUGGAGGAAAGGGUGAAGAAUUAGCGGUGAGGCAAAAAACAGAAAGUGGAAUUCAUACAACUGCUACUGCUACUAUUGGUAGUAGCAAUAAUAGUGGUACUGAUGGUAUAAAAAAUAUAACUGGAACAACGACGGGUUCAUUGACAAAACCAAUGACACUUCUUACUUCUAUGGAACAGAGUGGGAUUAGAUGGAAUGAUGGUGAUCUUUCAAAAAUUAAUUUGACUAUGCCAUCAACUGUGACGAAGGUGUUAACACAGUUGAAGGAAACUGAAACAACUGCGAAACUUUCAGGUACAAAACAGGUCUUAAGAUCCAUGCCAAUUACAAAUUUAUCGCAGCUAACUGUUGCGCAGACUAAUUACACUAUUCUUCGGAAAGAAUACCAGAUUGUGUAUGAUCACCUAAAGUCUUUUGAGGAUGUUAGUGAGGCUGCGAAUGGAUGGAUUCAGUCGAAUAUGAGUCGUUUCUCUAAAGAACUCUCUGAUGAACUUAAACGAUGGUUUGAUUUACAGGAAGAGCCACAAGCUAGACUAGUCGUCUCCCUAGACCUUCUUUACAAGGCUAUUUAUCAGUUAAAACGCGAUAUUGAGGAUUAUGUUAACCUUCGAGAAUGGGGUGUUAUGACGUAA
Molecule: messenger RNA, 1425 nt
Organism: Trypanosoma theileri
Lineage: Eukaryota; Euglenozoa; Kinetoplastea; Trypanosomatida; Trypanosomatidae
Exons: 1
Coding region: 1-1425 (474 amino acids)
Source: RefSeq, a predicted model, not a curated record